Messenger RNA from Phoenix dactylifera (date palm), 2693 nucleotides. Its product is annotated as protein NARROW LEAF 1-like. The record is from RefSeq and is a predicted model, not a curated record. Lineage: Eukaryota; Viridiplantae; Streptophyta; Magnoliopsida; Arecales; Arecaceae.
CAAAAAGCUCUGUUCUUUUCGCACAUUGGCUUUGGCCCAUCAGUAUUACUCUUUUAAAACCACUCUCCUCCUUCUUCCCCUUCUCCCUUCUUCCCAGCCCCUCCCCUCCGAGGAGCGGGCCCUUCCUACUGAUCUCGAACACUGCGAUCCCUUUCCCCAUCCACCAAGCCGGCAGCCUCCCCCGAAUUCUCUGAAAUCCCUCUGCGAUCCCUGAGGAGACGCGUCUUGGAGCCCGGCACCGGCCAUCGCUUCAGUGGUCAUGCCUCCAUUGCCUCCGAUUUUCCGGCUUUUAGGUUUUGCUUUCUCAGACCCAUUACCUGAGUGUAUUUAAGACUUCUGGAAGAAGCUCAAUGUGGCUAUAGUAUGUAAAUCGCAUCAUGAGGCCAUUAGACAUGCAAGGGCAUCACUCAGGAUCAUCACAAACAGAGGAAUCUGCCCUGGAUAUGGAAAGCAAUAUAUGCAAUCACCCUUACCUGCCUUCUUGUUGUCCAUCUCCUCUCCAACCAGUUGCAUCAGGUGGUCAGCACUCUGAAAGCAGUGCUGCAUACUUUUCUUGGCCUAAUUCUACCUUAAUGCAUGGUGCUGCUGAAGGCCGGGCAAAUUACUUUGGAAACCUUCAGAAAGGAGCACUGCCAGGACAUCUCGGCAGACUGCCAGAUGGUCAACAAGCCACGACAUUGCUUGACUUGAUGACUAUAAGAGCGUUCCACAGCAAGAUCUUGCGUCGUUAUAGUCUGGGUACAGCAGUUGGCUUUCGAAUCAGGAAAGGGACAUUGACUGACAUACCGGCAAUUCUUGUUUUUGUUGCGCGAAAAGUUCACAGGAAAUGGCUCAACCACAACCAAUGUCUGCCAUCUGCCCUUGAGGGACCAGGUGGUGUAUGGUGUGAUGUUGAUGUUGUGGAAUUCUCUUAUUAUGGUGCACCAGCACCAACUCCUAAGGAACAAUUGUACAACGAGCUUGUGGAUGGCUUACGUGGAAGUGAACCAUGCAUAGGUUCAGGUUCUCAGGUGGCAAGCCAAGAGACAUAUGGAACCUUAGGGGCUAUCGUGAAAAGUCGCUCAGGAAACAAGCAAGUUGGUUUCCUUACCAAUCGGCAUGUUGCAGUUGAUUUGGAUUACCCUAACCAGAAGAUGUUUCAUCCUUUGCCGCCCAACCUUGGACCUGGAGUUUACCUGGGUGCUGUUGAAAGGGCAACAUCCUUUAUCACAGACGAUGUUUGGUAUGGGAUCUAUGCUGGAACAAACCCAGAGACUUUUGUGCGAGCUGAUGGGGCAUUUAUCCCUUUUGCUGAUGACUUUGACAAGUCCAAUGUCACCACUUUAGUGAAGGGAGUGGGUGAGAUUGGAGAUGUUAAGAUUAUAGACUUGCAAUCACCAAUCAAUAGCCUUAUUGGGAGACAAGUGGUGAAGGUUGGAAGGAGCUCUGGUUUGACAACUGGAACUGUAAUGGCUUAUGCUCUGGAAUACAAUGAUGAGAAAGGAAUAUGCUUCUUCACUGAUUUUCUUGUUGUCGGGGAGAACCAACAAACAUUUGAUCUGGAAGGUGAUAGUGGGAGCCUCAUUAUUUUGACGGGCCAAGAUGGUGAGAAGCCACAACCUAUAGGAAUUAUAUGGGGUGGGACAGCUAAUCGUGGAAGGUUGAAGCUUAAAAGUGGUCAGGGUCCAGAGAAUUGGACAAGUGGGGUUGAUCUGGGUCGCCUACUUGAUCUUUUGGAACUUGAUCUUAUUACAACCAGUGAAGGACUCCAAGAUGCACUGCAGGAACAAAGAAUUGCUUUUGCUGCAGCAGUUAAUUCGGCAGUGGGGGAGUCAUCUCCUACUGUAGGCACCGUUCCAAAUGAAAAGAUUGAUGGGAUUUAUGAACCUUUAGGUCUUAUCAUUCAACAGUUCCCUCCUGAAGGUGCUUCUGGCUCAGCAAUGAAUCCACCAUUUGCACAUGCUGAAUUUCAGGUGGAUACAAGUGAGGCUGCAAAUAAUGUUGAAGAGCAUCAAUUCAUUUCAAAUUUCAUCAGCAUGUCCCCUAUACAUCGCAACCAAGAGGACAAUCCAGAACUGAAAAAUCUCUCGGAAUUAAGAAAUUCUAUUGAUGAAGAUCUUUCUGUUUCUCUACAUUUGGGGGAUCGAGAACCUAAAAGACUGCGUUCAGAUCCAACAUUGAGCUUAGAUUCGCCACAAUGACAGGAAUUUUCAAUCAUGCAGUAGCUGCCCUAUAGUUGUCAAGCAGUGUCAAGGAGGAAUUUUUUACUACAUGGAGAUGCAUCAUUAUGCAGGCAUGGUUAUGAAUUUUGAAAGAGAUUCUGCAUGAUCAGUUCAAGUAGGGUUAAACUCUCCGGCCUAUACAGAACUAAUGAAUGGCCUGCAUUUAAGGAUUAAUUAUUUUUCUUUGGUGAUCAUCACGUCUAUAAGUUGUGAAAUGGCACUGUGCUGAGUUUAGAAGUUGGAUAUUCAACCGGUCAGUGGUUUUGCAGUUUGCUUGCCCAAGUGAUUUGAAGAUGCAUUAGUCCUCAGUUAUAUGGAAGAAGUGUUUAUGGUAUAUUAUUGCCACACUCUGUUGGCUCGAGCUACAUUUUGUAUUGAAGUAUUAGAUCAAAUUUUAUUUUGGUUCGUGUUCUUUCUUCUUAAACAUGAAAUAUCAUUCAAGAUCAUAUUCUCAGAGUAUGAAAUUCUCCUAAUUUUCUCUAUGGUCCAAAA